UCAAUAUUAUUAUCAUUAUGCUGUAUUUUAUGUUUAGUAUAUUAGAGAGUUUUUCUUUGCUUUCUCUUCGUUUUGUAAGGCAGACAGUGCAGUCCAAGUGUGAGGCGCAUGUUGUGACUUGCGAAGAGAGGUCAGUGUCAGGUGGCCGCAAGCCACGCUUUAUCAGAGCUGUGACCACAAAUGGACAACCGCAACUUGCUAUGUUCACAAUAGGGCCACGCAAUGUCUGGGCAUUGUUCCAAAUAUUUUCAUUUAACGUAAGCAAAUGUUACAGAACACAUGUCCGAAGUAAACAGGAUAGUCAUGCACAGCAAUGCGGUGUCGAUAGUUUUGGACGAUGCAGUCCCUAGUCGGACGGGUAGCUAUGCGAGCACAGUGGCUACAGGGCAGUGCUGCAAUAGUGAGUCUACCAUUGAGGAGGAGGAAGAGAAAGCAACUGGAACACCUGUUGAAAUAAAGAAGACAACGGCCAGAGGAAGGGGAAAGAAUUGCACAAGCGUGUUGUCGCCUGAUAAUAGCUAUGCGGCAAAUAAAAAUGUGGCCGAGGGUCUCAUGGACAUAGCUCUGCUUUCGGCGAAUGCUAAUCAGCUGCGUUUUCUGAUCACCUACAAUCACGAGUCCUCCACAUACUACUACAGCUUGGUUUUAGUUAUAUUGUCCCUUGUCAUGCAGCUUUUCGUGGGUAUAGCCCUCAUUUUUAAGAAUCGUCUCAAGCGCUGCCGUAGUCGUCGCUUUGCGCGCACCCAUGAGCUGCUCGUAAUGGGCGUUUUUAUGAUCACAGUGAUAAACAUAUUGUUAGCAGCCUUCACCACCACCGAUGGACGAAGUGCGGCGCGAGCUCAUACCAACCCAUAAUGGCACCAAACACAAAGCAGACAUUUGU
This is a messenger RNA of Scaptodrosophila lebanonensis, 883 nucleotides long. Its product is annotated as ninjurin-1. Lineage: Eukaryota; Metazoa; Arthropoda; Insecta; Diptera; Drosophilidae. Bases 280 to 855 code for a protein of 191 amino acids. Gene Ontology annotation, biological process: cell adhesion; tissue regeneration. The record is from RefSeq and is a predicted model, not a curated record. Gene Ontology annotation, cellular component: membrane. The transcript has 4 exons.